ACCGCGACUUCUUCCCGCCCGUUGAACCACCGCUCUUCUUACUCUACAUCGCUAUUGCACUGUCUGUUCUUGCAUUCCCUUCAGUUACGUCUCUCAUAUAUGUGCAUGGUUCCUCCUCCAUCACGCUGGAUGUAACGACAUCUACUGCAAUCAGCAUGUCCACAGCGUCCUCUUCCCCCGCCAGCAAUCGCGAUGGCGCCUCAACUGUCGAAAUGUUGACUCCACGGACCAAGGUCGCGCGAAUGCUCGCAGACAUCGACGACGAGAUCGAUAAUGCCCCCAGCCCUUCUCCGUCUAAAGACGCGCAGGUUGGACGGCCUCUCACAAAUCCCGACCUCGAUGUCCACCAACUUCCAGCCUCCUGUGAAGCGUCUUCCAUGCCCACGCAGCACUCUGCAUCCGACUCGGAGGAAGAUGAUGAAGAAGAGAUCCGAAAACCACAAGGUCGCGCCGCGAGACGCAUGCUUCACACCAAGAGCAACACGUCUUCAGCGCUGGAUGUUUCACCUCGUCAAAAAAACCCUAGCCUUCAACAGCCCGCCGCCGGCUCCGAUUCCGAUGAUGAUGACCUCUACUCAGCUACCCCUAUGAAAAUAUCCAGCCGCGCCCGGUCCGACUCACCAUCCCCACGCGGAACUGAAAGCGGCAACGGUCUGUUCGUGAGCCCCGCCAAGUCCAUCGGUGCGCAGAGCGAGGAUGACCUGCCUACCAACCCGUUUGGAGGCAAAGAGAAGCUGGCAGAACUGGUGGCACAGAAGCGAGCCGAACGUUUGGAGCGAGAAGCCGAGGAGAAAGCACGAAAGAAGGCUGCCGCCCACGCCGGACCCUCCUCAGACCUGCCAGACGAGAUGUUUGAAGAUGCCCAGGAUCCUGUCGAUCCAAACAUCGAGCAGAUCAUGUCGGACGCCACUCGUCCAUCCCGAAAGGCUAGCAAGAAGGCUCUCCUGGAGAUGGAGCGCGAGACGCAACGAUUGACACGCCAGCAAGCUCUGGCACAUCAGAUGAAGGUCAAGAAGAAGUUCACCACCACCGAUCUCUUCGCUAAGUUCAACUUUCGCCAGUCACCUGCCCUGCCGCCGACCGUGAUCGCCGAAAAGGAAGCUGGAACCUCUUCGGCGCCCAGUAGUGAUGACAUCGAAGAGAGGGAACCGGCCAGCACACCCCCCUCGAGCCCGCCCACCCCCUUGGAUAGGCAAAAGAGUCUAGUGGAUCACGGAGCUCUGAACAAACUCGUACCCACGCAGCAGCAUACUGUUGCGGCUUUCCUCGAGACUGACGCCGACGAUGAAGAUCUGCCAGACAUCGCGGAGGUGCUCAAAUCAUCACAAAUACCCACGGCCCGGCGUACGUCCCCGGCGAAGGAAGCUGUGCAGGAGAACAGGGGGCUCAAACUGGCGCGGCUGGGCAAGAAGGCUAUGCGACAGGAUGACAGCAGCGAUGAUGAUCUCGAUAUUGUCCCCAAUCUGCCAGCACAUCUUCAAGUGUUUGAGAAAGCAACCGGCUCAAAAGGCGCGAAACGAUCUGCCGACUCGAAAGCGAUCCAGCAUCUGAAGCAUCUUGCUCACUUGCACGUAAAUGAUGUGCCGGCGCGUAAAAAAUCCUCACGUCCAUCUGUCGCCCCACAGACAUUGGACCUUCAGCUUCGUAAGAAGGCCAAGGAGCAAGCACGCCAAGCGCAGCUGGAGCGCAUCGAGGAGCUCAGAGCCAAGGGUAUCGAAAUUCAAUCCGUGGAGGAACGAGAGAGGGAAGCAGAAGCUUUCGAGGACCUGCUUGAGAAGGCUCGGCAAGAUGCCCUCAAAUUGAGGCAGGCGGAGAAGGCUGUAAAGAAGGGCGCCGACGGUGGGGAUGCGAUGGUGGCGAGUGAAGACGAAGACGAGGACGAAGAUGAGGACUACUCCGACAGCGGCAGUGACAUGGAGCAGGAUGGGAACGAUCUUGUGGAUGCUGCUGCCGAAGAGGCAAGCGAAGAGGAAGAGGAAGAUGAGGAUGAGGAUGAGGAUGGAGACGACGAGGCAGAGGACGAGGAUGUGGAAGUGGACGAGGCACCUGAGAUCGCUGACGUGGACAGUAACGAGCAAGACGAUGUGGCUCUCGAUCCAGUUCUGGACGGCACAGACGAUACUAGAACAGAGCUCGCCACUCCCGCAGCACCGUCUCGGAAAGCUCGAGUCUCUCGAGUCAUCAGGGAUGAAGACGACGAGGAUCUCGUAUCAUCCGAGCACGAGGAUGCGCCAUCCACAGCCAAAGCGGACGACCCCUUCGCAGCUUUCAACUUUGGCGCCGCAGGUAAUACCGAUGCAUUCUUAAGCCCGACGCAAGCGUUCAAUGCGACGAUGCAGACACCUACGCAGACGACGCAAGAGGACUCGUAUGAUAUCUUGCGACGGAUCGCACCCCCUUCUGUUGCUGCACCACCAGACUUCCUCCUCGACUUGGACACGCAAAUGGAUGACGAGCCGCAGACGGUCCCCACAGAUGAAAGCCAAGUUCCUGAAAGCCAGCGUGUUGACUUGCAAUGGGAAACUCAGCCCCCUGAAACUCCUGCACCGGCGCAUCUGAAGCGCGGCAACUCUGCUCUCACUGAAACGCCCGGCUGGGAACCAUCACCAGAUCCGGGAUUACCGUCUCCGUGGGAUCUACAGCUCAGAGGAGAGUGGACUGCUAGUGCCGGUGUGGAGCACGAGACCCAGUCAACCGUUCGCCUGCGCGUCAGCGAGUCCCCCGCCCCUUCCCAGGCUCCCGAUCGACGUGGUCGUCUUAUUCGCAGGCGAGUGGCAGAGUCAGACGAAAGUGAUGAAGAUGUCGUCCCCGCAGCAUCUAUCCGCGCAGAGAAGAAGGAUGCAUUCCGUGAGAUGCGGCGGCGUCAAAAGGAGGCCUUGACCACCGCCGAACGCGCGGAAGCGGACAAGGAGAUGCGCGCGAUGAUGGACGAGCAGGCAGAAGAGUCCGAGGAUGAGUACGCAGGUCUGGGUGGCGAUGACUUUGUGGCUCCCGAAACCGAGGAGGACAAGGAGAUGAUUGACUCGUCUCACAUCGAAGUCGAUGAGCGAGCGAUUGCCGCGCACUUUGCAGAGCGACAGCGAAUUAGCGAUGAAGCCGAAAUCAGCAAGCUGUACAAGGAGGUGACAACGGGUGGGUUCAGGAAGAGAAUGGGAGCCAACGCAUUCGAUUUGGAGGAAGACGAGGAUGAGAUGGCGGCGAGAAGGAGGCAGAUGAGACAGCAGGAGGAGGCGAGAAAGAGGAAGGCGCUAUUGAAAGACGUCAAUGUCGCCUCUCUGGCUGAAGGCAGGCAGAGCAAGGGCAAGAAUGCGUUCCUCAGAGCGAUCGCCGACGAUGAUGGGGAAGACGAUCUGGUCAAACUCUCGAGCGAUGAAGACGAAUCCGCGUCAGCUACCCAGAAUACCAGUCAAGCGUCGCAAUCGCGACCGACGAGCCCGCUGAGGGAGACCAGCGGGAACAAACGUCGUCUGCCGCCGGCGGGAGACGACGUCGAUAGGGAAGGGCGACCAACGAAGCAGCGACGGACUCGAGAUUCGGCACUCAGAAGACCAACGAGCUUGCUGCAGGUCCAAGAGUCCGUCAGCUUUCUGCUCGAGGAGCCCAACGCGGCCUUCAUGUCCGGUGCUUCCGCAACGGAGCUCCUUUCGGACUCUGAAGGUGAGGAACCAGCGGACAGGGCAUCGGACACCGAGGACGACACCGAUCUUGUUGCAGCGGAAGCAGCGCGCAGCAACGAUGGCGGCUUUGCUCCGAACCCUGCUAGCUUCGAGGCGAAGAUCGUUAAUCCUGCACCCAUGCCGGCGGUCCAUCGUCGUACAGCACCGAAAACUGGCAUUGUGGACCGUCUAUCGUUGAAGCGAAUGGUUAGUAACCCCGAGAGCGCCCAUGGCCGAACAGCCUGGGCAGCAGGACCGACGACGGGCGGAUUCAAAGUGCCAUCGCUACUGCGCCGCGCGACCACCAAUGUGGCUACUGGAGCCAACGAACGUGGAGUCAGCGUCCCGUCGUUAUCGCGGGAGAGCAGCGGGGUGAAGAUGGGAGGGACGAAGAAGUCUUCGCUCGCGUAUCAGGCGCGAGCGGAGGAGAGGCGGGCGAUUGUUGAAGCGAGCGCGAAGAGGCGGGAGGAGAAUACGGCGAGGAUCGCGCAGCUGAGACGGAAUAGCAGCGCUCUGAGUCGUGGACUUACUGGCAGAUUUGAGUAAAGGGAACCGAAGCAGUAGAAGUACCGAGUGGCCGCAGAAUCUUCACGUUCAUCUGGAUCUGCCUCUCCAACUGACUCGAUAAUUGGCUUUCCGCUGCUUCUUCUCCUUUCACUCGAUUGCUAUUUCUCUUGGGA
This is a messenger RNA of Neohortaea acidophila, 4336 nucleotides long. RefSeq lists its product as uncharacterized. The coding region runs from base 156 to 4202 and encodes 1348 amino acids. Gene Ontology annotation, molecular function: anaphase-promoting complex binding. The transcript has a single exon. The record is from RefSeq and is a predicted model, not a curated record. Lineage: Eukaryota; Fungi; Ascomycota; Dothideomycetes; Mycosphaerellales; Teratosphaeriaceae. Gene Ontology annotation, biological process: mitotic G2 DNA damage checkpoint signaling; activation of protein kinase activity; mitotic DNA replication checkpoint signaling.